Molecule: messenger RNA, 267 nt
Organism: Pneumocystis murina B123
Lineage: Eukaryota; Fungi; Ascomycota; Pneumocystomycetes; Pneumocystales; Pneumocystaceae
Exons: 3
Coding region: 1-267 (88 amino acids)
Source: RefSeq, a predicted model, not a curated record
AUGACACGGUCAUUAAAGAAGCAGUCCUCUGAUGGUGGGCGAUUUUUUUCUAAACAUGGAUAUGGGGGAACAGCACCAAAUGGAACAAAGAAGAAUGGUGCUGGAAAGGCUAAUUGGGGUACAGAAGGUUCAGAAAUUGAGUUAUCGGAUUAUUUGAAAAAAGGACGUCGUCCAUCCAAUCCACAGUCUACGAGUGUGAAAUGGACGGAUUUUGAUAAGUUUAAUAAAGAAGGUUCGCCGGAAGCGAUUAAAACAGAUGAUUUAUGA